Molecule: messenger RNA, 1902 nt
Organism: Synchiropus splendidus (mandarinfish)
Lineage: Eukaryota; Metazoa; Chordata; Actinopteri; Syngnathiformes; Callionymidae
Gene: arf6b
Product: ADP-ribosylation factor 6b
Exons: 2
Coding region: 610-1137 (175 amino acids)
Biological process (GO): intracellular protein transport; vesicle-mediated transport
Cellular component (GO): cytoplasm
Molecular function (GO): GTPase activity; GTP binding
Source: RefSeq, a predicted model, not a curated record
ACCCAGUAGCUCAAUGCAUCAAUUCGUUAAGGUUUUUUGUGAUAUCGGCUGGACCGAACUGACAGACGGAAGCGGCGGUUGUUGCAGCUCCACACCUUUCCGGUGUAGCAGCGCCGCGGCCAGCUCGACUUCCAGGAGGCAGCCGAGAACUGGUGGAUUCAUCGCCAGAAGAGGGGCGCACGGAGGGGGACGAGAAGAGGAUUAUCGUGGUUGAAUACAGCCGAGGAUCGUGGUGAAGUCGUCCCCUCCAGCACAGAGUGCAGAGGCGUGAAGCUUGACGUGUGAGCUCCGAUUGUAACGGAUCUUUUCCGGUGAAGAGAACGGGACGCACCCGGUUCCAACAACCGCCAUACCUCUCUGAAGGAGUCGAUCGCUUUAGUCGCUCCCGUCCAGGGCUUAUUUCAAACUUGGACUAAAGUAUGAACACCCUGCUGCAGCUGCCUGAAUUGUAGGCCUGGACACGGUUGGGAAGAAAAGUUGUAUCAACAUGAGUGUUGCGCUUCACUGAGUCAUGCUGUCGCAGGAAAGUUCAUAAUUCAACUCAAGUGUCCACCGCCGUGCCGUUUUUGCUUUUUUUUCCCACAAGGUAUUUAUGCACAAGAGUUCACGAUGGGGAAGGUGCUCUCUAAAAUCUUCGGGAACAAGGAGAUGAGAAUAUUAAUGCUGGGACUGGACGCGGCCGGAAAGACAACAAUCCUUUACAAACUCAAACUGGGACAGUCGGUCACCACCAUCCCCACCGUGGGCUUCAACGUGGAGACGGUCACCUACAAAAACGUAAAGUUCAACGUCUGGGAUGUGGGCGGCCAGGAUAAGAUCCGCCCCCUGUGGCGGCACUACUACACGGGCACCCAGGGCUUGAUUUUUGUGGUGGAUUGCGCCGACAGGGAUCGCAUCGACGAGGCGCGGCAGGAGCUCCACCGCAUCAUCAACGACCGGGAGAUGCGGGAUGCCAUCAUCUUGAUAUUCGCCAACAAGCAGGACCUCCCGGACGCCAUGAAGCCGCACGAGAUCCAGGAGAAGCUGGGGUUGACGCGCAUCAGGGAUAGGAAUUGGUACGUCCAGCCCUCCUGUGCCACGACAGGUGACGGACUGUAUGAGGGCUUGACAUGGCUAACUUCAAACUACAAAUCUUAAUGAUUGGUGGAUGACUGUUUUAGGUCAAAGGUAUAAUAACAAAUAACUUCUCGAAUGGUUAAGUUGAUUAUCGCCCCUCCUUUAUUUUUAAUAGCGCAUUUACUCCUCGGCUAAUUUAUCUCCCGAUUGGUUUGGCUGGCUUUCAGGUUGUACUGUGUAGCGUCAUCAUUAUUCACUUGAUGAAAAUGAAACUCGGUCCAUUUGUGACAGCCGCAAAGAUCACCGCCAAUGCCUGUUAUGACUUCUCCUAUUUUCUAUCUUUUUUUUUUUUAUGGUCUUUCUUUAGCAGGCUCUUGUUCUUUUUGUUUAGUUCAACACACAACUGUGAUGGAAAGUAUUGUUGGUGCCCAGGAGGGAAACAUUUCAUCAGCAUCUGUCUUGAACACGUCUCCGGACAGACCCGUUCUCCGACCCCUCGCGCGGGCUGUAAUAGUUGACUGACCAUGACGUGUCAUUAUGCUGAUUAUUCGACGGACCUCCACAAACUCUGGAACAAGUCGGCGAUUAAUCUUUCUGAAGGAAUGUCGUUCACCUCAGAGCUCUGGCUCUGAUCCAUCAGUCGAUUAGUCUCAGUAUUGGGACAUUAUAUGAUAGCCUAUAUCUGUAGCAUGAGUACGGAAGUACAGUAAAACCGCCAUCCCAGUCCAUCUGUUUCACAGUCGGAGGGAGCCACACUUGGAAGACACCUCGGGGUGCUGCUCUUUUCUCCUCCUCAGACUGGGGGAACCAUGUACAGACAAUGUCAUUGUAAUGUCUUAUUAAAAA